Messenger RNA from Phascolarctos cinereus (koala), 1275 nucleotides. It is a transcript of the gene FEN1, whose product is annotated as flap structure-specific endonuclease 1. Gene Ontology annotation, molecular function: 5'-3' exonuclease activity; magnesium ion binding; 5'-flap endonuclease activity. The record is from RefSeq and is a predicted model, not a curated record. Lineage: Eukaryota; Metazoa; Chordata; Mammalia; Diprotodontia; Phascolarctidae. Gene Ontology annotation, cellular component: nucleus.
GCGGGAGGGCCACGUGACGGGAGCGCGGGCUUUGGAAGGCGCCGGCGGCCGCCGUCUCGGAGCUGAGGAGGGGUGAGAGCGCGCGCGCAGCCCCGCGACCCUAACGGACGUCUCGGUGCCCCCGACCGGCCAUGGGGAUCCACGGCCUGGCCAAGCUGAUCGCCGACGUGGCGCCCGGCGCCAUCCGGGAGAACGACAUCAAGAGCUACUUUGGGCGGAAGGUGGCCGUGGACGCUUCCAUGAGCAUCUACCAGUUCCUGAUCGCCGUGCGGCAGGGCGGUGACGUGCUCCAGAACGAGGAGGGCGAGGCCACCAGCCACCUGGUGGGCAUGUUCUACCGCACCAUCCGCAUGGUGGAGAACGGCAUCAAGCCCGUGUACGUCUUCGACGGCAAGCCGCCCCAGCUGAAGUCGGGCGAGCUGGCCAGGCGCGGCGAGCGGAGGGCCGAGGCCGAGAGGCAGCUGCAGCGGGCGCAGGAGGCGGGCGCCGAGCAGGAGGCGGAGAAGUUCGCCAAGCGGCUGGUGAAGGUCACCGAGCGGCACGGCGAGGAGUGCAGGCGGCUGCUGCGCCUCAUGGGCAUCCCCUACCUGGAGGCGCCCGGCGAGGCCGAGGCCAGCUGCGCCGCCCUGGUGAAGGCCGGCAAGGUCUACGCCGCCGCCACCGAGGACAUGGACUGCCUGACCUUCGGCAGCCCCGUGCUCAUGCGGCACCUGACCGCCAGCGAGGCCAAGAAGCUGCCCAUCCAGGAGUUCCGCCUCGGCCGCGUGCUGCAGGAGCUGGGCCUCACCCAGGAGCAGUUUGUGGACCUGUGCAUCCUGCUGGGCAGCGACUACUGCGAGAGCAUCCGCGGCAUCGGGCCCAAGCGCGCCGUGGACCUCAUCCGGCAGCACAAGAGCAUCGAGGAGAUCGUGCGGCGGCUGGACCCCAGCAAGUACCCGGUGCCCGACGACUGGCCGCACAAGGAGGCCCAGCGCCUCUUCCUGGAGCCCGACGUGCUGGACCCCGACGCCGUGGAGCUCCGCUGGGGCGAGCCCGACGAGGAGGGCCUGGUCCGGUUCAUGUGCGGCGAGAAGCAGUUCAACGAGGAGCGCGUCCGCGGCGGGGUCAGGCGGCUGAGCAAGAGCCGCCGGGGCAGCACGCAGGGCCGGCUGGACGACUUCUUCAAGGUCACGGGCUGUCUCACGUCGGCCAAGCGCAAGGGGCCGGAGCCCAAGGGGGCUGUCAAGAAGAAAGCGAAGCUCAAGAAGGGGAAAUAAAGCCCUGCUCUCCUCCUCC